Owenia fusiformis is the source of this 1558-nucleotide messenger RNA. NCBI's taxonomy places the organism in Eukaryota, Metazoa, Annelida, Polychaeta, Sabellida, Oweniidae. The record is from the annotation of a GenBank genome assembly.
CGCUCACCGUGUACUAAACUUGGCCAAUAGAUAGGUAUAUUGUAUUACUGUGUUGAUACACCAACUCAUAUGCAUGAAUAGCAGGCAUUGAGCUAGUAGUUUUUUCUUAUGGUGGACUUGAAUACAGUUAUUUUAAUUUCUAACGAAUGUUUACUUGAUAUAGAGUUGGGACCCGACUACGAAAACACGACCAUCCGAAAAUGUCUUACUUGAAAAAUAUUCCAUUUGCUAAAUACCAAGCAUCUGGCGAGGACUGCAUAAUAAUCAAUAAUAUAAAUGGUGAAUUUAGCACAUUUCUGGGCGAUAAUUCUGCUGUGGCAGUAAUGUGUCACCGAAGAUUUGGCGUUGGAGCAGAUGGUGUCCUGGAGGUAAGACGUCACGAAAAAGCAGACUUCGAAGUCAUCUGGUACAACGCUAAUGGACAUAAAGGGACUUUUUGUGGAAAUGGAACUCGAUGUGUUGUGGCAUACUUGUAUGACAAUGGUAUUGUCUCGAUGGCAGACCAUGUUACCAUUUUUGCGUGCGAUGGCAUCCACACAGGAUAUGAAGAUAACAACAAGAACAUAUUUAUAACACUCGAAGAUAUUGACGCAAAGAACAUUGAGCAUAUCGACGAGGACGAAUCCUUCAUAAACACAGGCUCGCCACACCACAUUAGAUUCAUCAAAUGCGAUUCAUUAAGAAAUAUAGAAUUUCAAGAACAUGCUAAAAGUAUUCGAUAUUCGGAGAGGUAUGUCUCAGACGGUGUAAAUGUCAACUUUGUGAAGGUGUUAAGUGAAAGGGACUAUCUACUAGAGAUGAGGACGUAUUUGCGUGGUCUUGAAGGUGAGACAAUCGGAUGUGGAACUGGUUCAGUGGCGGCAUCUAUAUGCCAUCACAUGCGCAUGCGCAUCACAGACGGACUCAGAGACGAUGUCAAUGAAGCUCCAGCGAAGUAUACUGUCAAAAUGGAAGGUGGUGAUCAGAAUGUUCACUUUUUGAUGAAGAACGAUGCAGAUGGUAACACGGUAAUUGUUGAUAUCACACUCAGUGGCGAAGUGUUUAAAGUUCACAACGGACUAUUCUAUACUUCUGCUUUCAAACGACCAAGUUAACAAAAUAUCUAAACUUAAGGAUUUAAGGACUGUUCUCAAUAGAAUUUAAUUUGAUGGUGAAGCAUCACGGUGACAUCUGUCCAUUUUCCAUUCAGCUUCAAGAUGGCCGUCCCGAACCUGUGCUUUCUCUCUCUCAAUUUUAUUUUUAAUUUUCAUGAGCCCAAAUAAUCAUGAACUAUUUUUAUUCAUAUACGUAUGCUAGCUGGGGUAAUGAACCCAGUAUAUUCCUUCAUUCAUUAUGUAAUACCUUCAUAGAUCAAGAAGGGUUAAGAUUAAAAUUAAUUAUGUGUCAAUGGCCGAUUUUACUGACAUAACAAAGGACAACAGUAACAUGAUUGGAGGAAGGCCUAGAGUUAGUGAUAUGGUAUGAAAACAAUUUAUCAGCUAGUCGUGCAAUCGUUACCUACGUAUAUACUUGUACCUUGUUUACGUCGUACGCAGGUCAGAUUCAGAUGGUUCAUAAU